AUGUCCAGCGCGUGUUUCUGGUGCGCCGCAGCACUGAUGCUGUGCGCAACCUGCGGACAGGGCGGAUGGAUCAUCAACUCCACGGAGUCAUCGGUCUCUCCCAGGUCCAGGACCAAACGGUACAUCACGCAAAGCGACAUGGUUGCCAUUCUGGACUACCACAACCAAGUGAGAGCCAGCGUCUUUCCACCUGCAGCAAAUAUGGAGUUCAUGGUAUGGGACGAUGGUUUGGCGAGAAUGGCUGAAGCCUGGGCUGCAACCUGUCUUUGGGAGCAUGGCCCUGCUUACUUUCUCAAAUUCUAUGGGCAAAACUUGGCUGUCAGGACAGGAGGUUAUCGUUCAAUCCUGCAGCUGGUCAAGCCCUGGUAUGAUGAGGUAAAGGACUAUGUGUUCCCCUACCCUCGCUUCUGCAACCCCAGCUGCCCAAUGCGCUGCAAUGGGCCCAUGUGUGCGCACUACACCCAGAUGGUGUGGGCCUCCACCACCAGGGUGGGCUGCGCUGUGCACACCUGUUUUAACAUGCUGGUGUGGGGAGUGCUGUGGAGAGAGGCCACCUACCUCGUCUGCAACUACUCACCCAAAGGAAACUGGAUCGGGGAGCCGCCCUACCGUGUUGGAGUUCCUUGUUCGGCCUGCCCACACAGCUAUGGAGGCUCCUGCAGCAACAACAUGUGCUUCCCAACCAUCCAGUCCAACUACAUGUAUUGGUUCAAAUAA
Molecule: messenger RNA, 717 nt
Organism: Lampris incognitus (smalleye Pacific opah)
Lineage: Eukaryota; Metazoa; Chordata; Actinopteri; Lampriformes; Lampridae
Product: peptidase inhibitor 15-like
Exons: 5
Coding region: 1-717 (238 amino acids)
Cellular component (GO): extracellular region
Source: RefSeq, a predicted model, not a curated record